Molecule: messenger RNA, 1767 nt
Organism: Mauremys mutica (yellowpond turtle)
Lineage: Eukaryota; Metazoa; Chordata; Testudines; Geoemydidae
Gene: RNF125
Product: ring finger protein 125
Exons: 6
Coding region: 560-931 (123 amino acids)
Biological process (GO): ubiquitin-dependent protein catabolic process; protein polyubiquitination
Molecular function (GO): ubiquitin protein ligase activity
Source: RefSeq, a predicted model, not a curated record
CUGUCCGGCGGUGCACCCGCCUCGCCGCCAGCGGCCCCCUCGCGCUAUGGGCUCCCGGCUCAGCUGCGACAGCCGCGGCACUGGCGCGACCACCUCUCGGUGCGCACUGGAUCUGGGGAGAGCUGCUGAGCAGCAGCAGCGGGUCCCGUCCUUUGACUGCUCCAUCUGCCUGGAGGUGCUGCACCAGCCCGUGAGGACCCAGUGUGGCCACGUGUAAACGCAGCCGUUUUGUGUCUGGCUCCAGCCGGGAAGAGUGGCUUCCUCCCAGCCAGGGGAAAGGGCUGGGGGACUAGAGACUUCCUCCCACGGAACCACCACCACCACACCCCUUGUUGGUUUUCUGCUGAAGCCCGGCUUCUUCUACUUGAAAGAUUGCAAAGAAAGGAGCAGAUUCUGUCACUCCUGUAUUGUUACAAGUUUAAGGAAUAAUACAUGGACAUGUCCUUAUUGCCGGGCUUAUCUUCCUUCAGAAGGAAUUCCAGCUACUGAUAUUGCCAAGAAGAUGAAAAGUCUAUACUAAAACUGCACAGAGUGUGACACACAGGUAUGUCUGAGUGAAAUGAGAGUUCAUUUAAGGACUUGUCAGCAAUAUAUAGAAAAAUAUGGACCUCUACAAGAGCUUGGAGACACAGUAACAAGAUAUGCCUGUCCAUUUUGCCAGUGUGAGUUGCAUGAAGAUGAUCUAAUGGACCAUUGUCUCACUUAUCAUAGAACAGAAAGGAGAGCAGUGUACUGUCCAAUUUGUCGUUUAAUACCUGGUGGAGAUCCAAGCUGUUUUAGCAGGAAUUUUAUAAGGCAUCUUCAGCUCAGACACACAUUCUACCAUGAAGACUACAUAGAUAUAAACAUAGUAGAAGAAGUCCUUAUUGAAAACGUUCUACACCAGUCAUUUUUAGAAUAUGUGCAAGUGAAUCAUUCAAACAGCACAUAAUUCUACUGAAAAGAGUGAGAUAGAUGUUCAACAGAUUACAUUGUUCAUUCAAAUUCAGUUUUUACAGUUACCGGGACAUUGUCAGAUUUUAGACCUAAACAGGUUGACUUAAAAAAUAGUUUUGUUUUUAAAUUAAAUUCCAACUCCAUCACAGAAACUGUAAAAGAUCACACUGACAAAUUGCUGGUUUUGAACACCUAAAAUGCAAUAGUCACUGUCUGCCUGUACUACCUUAUUCCUCACUGACAAACACCUUUACCUUUAUACAAAGGAAAAGCAAUGACUGGAGCAGAGAGCAGCUUGUGAUUGCCCAUUCCAUGAGCAAGCCAGAGUCUCCAUGAUACUGCUGAUGAUGUUGCAAUGCUUGGGACAGACAGCAAACAAGGCACAGCCUUUUCUGGGUUCUGUAGCCUAUCAGACUGGGGUGGGGGAGGGGAAGGGCACUCAGCGCUUCUGGCCUGCACCAGGGUGGUGGGGUUAGGGUCUUCUCUGCCCAGCAGGGAUGGGGUCCCGGGGCUUCAGCCCUGAGGGGCAUGCCUGCCGGGGCUCAAGACAUCAGCGGGUGCCUCCCAUGGGGCAGGAGCCCCAGCAAUCGCACCCCGGCUUUCAAACUUCUGAAGUUUGUCGUAUGUGGCUCCGAGGAUCAGUACGUUUGGCCACCCCACUCUAAAGUGACCAGAAGAUAGGGCUAUAGCAUUCUUUCAAAACAUACCUCCAACACAGAAGUAAGCACACAAACUUCUGUGUGUAAUUCUACACAUUUUCAUUGUUGAUUUCAUUAAAAAAAAAAAGUCUGAUUUAAAAAGCUUGGCUUCAAAUAAACAUUCUUCAUAAAC